Molecule: messenger RNA, 4446 nt
Organism: Archocentrus centrarchus (flier cichlid)
Lineage: Eukaryota; Metazoa; Chordata; Actinopteri; Cichliformes; Cichlidae
Exons: 12
Coding region: 26-1372 (448 amino acids)
Molecular function (GO): GTPase activity
Source: RefSeq, a predicted model, not a curated record
CGCGUAGUUUAGGGCGUCGAUAACCAUGUCGGGCAGAAAGCCCCGGUCUGUAGCAAACCCUCUGGAGUCUGCGAUCACCACACCGAGUGAGAGGAUACUGAAGGAGUGCCACAAUCUGUAUGUGGACAGUGAAAACGGCCUGGUAAAAAUUGCCAACAGCCUUGGAGUCCGGCUCCUGCCUCCCAGAAAGAAGAUCAUUGUGAUGAUAAUGGGUAACCACUCUGCAGGAAAGAGCUCCUUCAUUAACUGGUAUGUUGAAGAGCACAUACAGAAAACGGGGGUGGCCAUUGAAACUCAGGGGUUUACCUUCAUCACAAGUGGACGCAAAAGAGAAUCACUGACGGGGAAUGCAACGCUGCAUCUCUAUCCUCACUUUCGACCACUCUUGGAGUUCAAAGGUGUUAUGGACUACUUGUCUGCUGAGAUCUCCACCUCCAAGCAGAAGAAAUUCAGCCUGGUGACUUUCGUGGACACCCCGGGUUUGGUGGACGGGGACAUGAUCUACCCUUUCGACGUGAAUAGCGCCAUCACCUGGUUGGGAGAACAGUCGGACCUGAUAUUUGUGUUCUUUGACCCGAUGGGCCAAGCGCUUUGCAAACGCACGCUCAACAUUGUGGAGAAGCUGAGUGAAAAAUGCGGCGACAAGCUGAUGUUCUACCUCAGCAAGGCAGAUGAAGCUGGGAAAGAAACAGACAGACAAAGAGUGAUGAUGCAGAUAGUCCAGGAACUGUGUCGCCGUCCAGGUCUCAACAAAUGUGGCUUUGAAAUGCCAACAAUAUACAUCCCGAACCCGCAGAAGCCGAGCAGGUGUGUGAACCAGAUCGAUGGGGUUUGUCAGACCAUCGAGAAGACCAUCAACCAGGCUGUUCAGAAGACACUGGAUCAGCUGGAGAAAGACGGUGACCUUAUUUGUUCCACCAUCAGCAGCAGACUAGAGCAGGACAGGGCUAAUGUGGCUUACAACAAAAGCGUCCUUCUUCACUCAUUCCUGUGUGGUGCUUUUGGUGUUUUCCUGCCUUUACUCUUCAUCCUCAGUUUUAUUGUGAACACCUUCUCCAAAGAGCAGCUGGAAGAGCUGUUAGGUGAAGGUGCAGCUCGAGCCAUCACUAUCUUCACGGGAAUUGUGAUGUAUUUAUGGGACUGGAUACCAGAAGAUAGUCAAGUAGUGUUUGUGAUUAUUUUUGGGGCUUUUUGCUACCUCCUGCUUUUCCUGGCAAAGUAUUUUGCAGGCCAAAGGAAUAAGACUCUGACGAAGAAGGAGAAGAGGACAAUGGCAGAGUACAGUGAUUAUAUCCAAGAUAUUGUCAAGACUAAGAAGGGUAAGUUGUAUGAAUGGUAUCUUCAGCAGUGUGCAGCAGAAUAUGACCUCUGACCCUGGGUAAGCUGAAGACACUUAUGGGCAUGUUAAAGGUGUAAGCUCUAGAUGAGCUGAGAUCACUGCCAACAAUUAUCAUCUCAUCAGCUGAUUUGAAAAGUGCCUUUAUUACUGAUUACUGGAUGAGCUAUGAUUGUAGUUGUUUAAUGAAAGUUGUACUGUGACUGGAUUUUUUUUUCAUAUAGCAUAUGGGUAAUUAAUGUGAGAAAAAUGUGAAAUGUUUACAAAUGACACAUUUUCUUCUUGAACUUGGAGCUGCCUUUACCAGCAAAUCAUUUUUUUACGAUCUCCUCUAUACAGUUUGUUCUCAUUGUUGUCGUGCAUUGACAGUCUAUAAACCUCACUGCACUGUCCUCAACGCAGUGUUACCAGAAUGUGUUUUAAGCAAUGCCUGCAAUAACCAAUGCUGUGAUUAAAACCUGGGCAUUUUAGUUGCACACCUGAUGAAAUAUUUUCAUACAGUUGAUAAUUCUUCUCUUGCCUCCAAAGAGUCCUACCGUUAUUUUUUUACUCUGUGGUGUGAUUAAUACAGCCAUCAAAUAUUUUUAAUAUAAUAUAAAUCAUUGUCAUGUAAUAAUAAUUAUAUGUUCCACAGUCAGUACAUUUGAGUACUUUCAUGCAGCAGUACCGUACGAUUGUCCAGGGGUGCCACACACAGCAGCAAAAAGAAACACUUGUUGGAAAAGGUGGCGCCAGAGUUUCUUGUUUGUGAUUGGAUAGAAUCCAAGUUCCUGGCAACACGUUAAUUUUUCUAUUUCUAUACUGCUCUCAGCAGUUUCUUUGGGCAAUUUUUAAACCAGUAUUGAUAGGAUGAAAGUCAAGAUAGAAAUAAUAAGGAAAGACACUGAUCUUCUUCAUAUGUUUUCAACAUAGGGUAGCACUUCUAUAAUAUGGCCUGUGAUUUAAUUCUCCUGCAAUUACAUUAAAUUAUCAUGUAUUACUUUGUGGUUAUAUUUACCUACAAAUACUUAGCCGUAGAUACACUAGAAAAAUAAUUAUACAGUAAGUAAUUUUAAGAAGUGCAUAAUUUCUGGGUAUUUUAGUAGAAAAAGCAAACAAAAUUUGCUGAACUUAGACUGUAAUUUUUUUUUUUUUGUAGUGGCUUAACCUUGCUGUUUUACAUUUUUUAUCAUGCAUUAUAUUGGUGUGCUUCAUGGAUGUUCCCCUAUUCAACUGUCCGUUUAUAGCCCAUACAAAAAUGUGACAAGGACUGUUCUCCCUUUCCUACCUAAAAGAAAAAACAAACAGCAGCAAACAUGGCAGGGCACAGGCCCAUGUGAUCAUAUAAUGAUGGAGCCGAGUCUUUCUUCAUUCCAAUUUUUUUGUAGUUUUCUCAGUUUUUUUAAAGUUCUGGUUGAUCGUUGAACAGUGUGAAAGAAAAAAAAUCAAGUUCAACUUUGCUCUGUCAUUAUAAGAUCACAUGGGCCCUGUGGCCUAUCAAGGCAUUAAAAUGUCUCCUUUAACCCGUUAAAGAUCUAGGCCUGAGAAUCUGGGCUGGCGUGAUGCAUGCUCAACUUCAGAUACAUUAUUCCCAUUGCUGAAACCAACAGAGAAUAGUGUGUAAGUUUUAAGCUGAUACUUUUGCCUUAGAAAUCAUUACAAUGGGAGCACUGCUUUAGCUCACUUGGUUGAGCAGGUGACCCAUAUGCUGACGGGCAUAUUGGGGCAGUGGCCCGGGUUCAAUUCUUCACUGUACCAUUUCCUAUGUGUCAUUCCCUUUGUUCCUGCUCUCUACUGUUCCAUCAAAUAAAGGCUAAAAAAAAAAUUACCCCCAAGAAAGUUAAAACACCUAGAAAUCGUUACACCUGCUUUAGCAGUGCAUGGUCCCACGAUGGGGACCAUAUUUGAUUCAAUUGUCCUUUGGGGGUUUCAAGUGAGAUUUUAAUGUAUGACUAGAAUAGAAGCUGGAAAUGCCAUCUACCUGUUUGAUUCUGUCCAGUCACAAACAAAAAAUGUUGCUCCAACGUUUCCUGUAAAAAGCAAGUUUUACAUUGUGAUUUUUUUUGUUUGUUUGUUUAGUUUUUUUGUUGUGUUUUGUAAAAUGUUGUGAUUUGCACCUCAUGAACACCACAGUGCAGUGAAACCGUAGUAAAUCUGUCACUGCACUGUUGUGUACCUCUUAGUUGUGCUAAUGAGCACUGAACCCUGCCAGUCCUUUAUAGAUAGAUUUAAAUUGGAACACCACAUAUUACCUUCACUCCAGUGUUUGUAGAUAUAUUUAUUAGUGUUGACAGAAGUCAACAGGUGAGCUGCUUUUUCAUAGAGAUGCACCGAUCCAAUGCUCCACAUCAGCAGUACAGUUGAUCAUUUUACAGACUGAUUUUACAAUGGGACAUAAAACUAUAAUAUUAGAAAAAUAUGAAGCAGUCUCUCACACACAAUAUCGGCUGAAAGCAGAGUGAGUGUAUGUGAGAGGAAAAUUAUAGUAUUAAAAGCACUUUAUGAAGCACUUUGGUCAGUAAGACUGGAAAAGCACUACUGGUUUAAUAAGGUCUAACCUAUUUAAAACCAAAAAGGAAAGCUGACUUUGUAAGUCAACAGACUUACUGGCAUUACAGCUCUAUCAUGAAAAAAACAGGAGGAUCUGACAGAAAAUUGAGGCAAUUGCUGCCUUAUUCUUGUUGCGUCUCCAUUAGGGAAAGACUUCAGACUUACCGUCAGUGCACAGAGGUGUGAGGGAUCCUCCAGGAAUGGCAAUGCUAUUUUCUAGAGAAUAGAUUGGUCAUUGCGUGGUCAUUUCAUACCUGCUAAUCUCUGUUCUCAUACAUAACCUGCUGCAGAGCAUGUUAGCUGUGCAGCAUAAAUUACUUUGGUGAUGUAACCUAGUAAGAAGUGAUCUGCUUUUGUAAUACAGAAAGCCCAGGGUUAAAUUUAAAGCUGCCCAGAUGAGAUGAAAUCUUGCUUCAUAGUACAGGCCUGUGGUGCACAGAAAUUGGAUUUAAAAAAAAAAAAAAUAGGUGAUUGUUAAGAGUUAUGUGUCAAAAGCACACAAAAGCUGACAUUUCAGAAUCUGUACCAGAAGAGAGAAGUUGGAUCGGUGCAUCAUUAUUUUUAUCCCAAAAAAAAAAAAA